Lathyrus sativus (Indian pea) is the source of this 474-nucleotide messenger RNA. The record is from the annotation of a GenBank genome assembly. NCBI's taxonomy places the organism in Eukaryota, Viridiplantae, Streptophyta, Magnoliopsida, Fabales, Fabaceae.
AUGAAGGGACAUGUGAAAUGGGAUGAAGCUAAUAUUGGAAACAUUGAAGCAAACAAACCUGUGAGGCAAAAAAUUACUGAACCGAAGACUCCGUAUCAUCCUAUGAUCGAAGAAGACAGCUCUCCAUCUCCUGGAAGAGGAGGGUAUGAUGAAUGCGAUGAUGAUAAAAGCGACCCAGCAAAAGCUGAAGAAACUGCUGUUGAAGAUGCGGCCUGUUGCAGCAGAAAAAAAAGGCAAUCUGACGGCUGGUCAUCAUCCGAGGAUGAGGAAGACGAAGCAGAACAAACUGAUGAUGAUGCAAGUAGUAGUUUUAAAGAGCAUCGACGGGCCCAUUAUGAUGAAUUCCUUAAAGUCAAAGCACUGAGACAGCAGGAGGCUCUACUAGAGAAUGGAAGCGACGAGGAUAAUAAUACAGAGCUUGCCGAGGAGAAGAAAGCUGAUGCUGAUUCAUCUUCUCUGGCGAGAGCUGAAUAA